Molecule: messenger RNA, 5404 nt
Organism: Zerene cesonia (dogface butterfly)
Lineage: Eukaryota; Metazoa; Arthropoda; Insecta; Lepidoptera; Pieridae
Gene: mib1
Product: E3 ubiquitin-protein ligase mib1
Exons: 17
Coding region: 90-3428 (1112 amino acids)
Biological process (GO): protein ubiquitination
Cellular component (GO): cytoplasm
Molecular function (GO): ubiquitin-protein transferase activity; protein binding; zinc ion binding
Source: RefSeq, a predicted model, not a curated record
GCCAAUGCUAAUUCUCGAUAUUGUGUAUAGGAUUAAGUUUGCUUUAAUGUUGUUUGCCUAAAUAUUGUCAUAUUAAUAAUUUCCUGAAAAUGGAAUCAAAUGUGGCAGGAUCUACAACAUCCUCAAGAGCGACAAGAUUUAUGAUGGAAGGUGUAGGAGCUCGUGUAAUACGAGGUCCUGAUUGGAAAUGGGGCAAACAGGAUGGAGGAGAAGGACACGUAGGCACGGUACGAAAUUUUGAAUCUCCGGAAGAAGUUGUAGUAGUUUGGGACAAUGGGACUGCUGCAAAUUAUCGAUGUUCAGGAGCAUAUGACUUACGUAUUUUGGACAGUGCUCCCACAGGGGUAAAACACGACGGUACCAUGUGUGAUACAUGUCGCCAACAACCUAUAUUUGGCAUUCGCUGGAAAUGUGCAGAGUGUAGUAAUUAUGAUUUAUGCUCAGUCUGUUACCAUGGCGAUAAGCACAAUUUAAGGCAUAGAUUCUACCGUAUAAGUGCACCCGGUACAGAAAGGUGCCUAGUUGAACCUAGGAGAAAAAGUAAAAAACAAGCUGUUAGAGGCAUAUUUCCUGGAGCUAGAGUUGUUAGAGGGGUUGACUGGCAAUGGGAAGAUCAGGAUGGUGGAAAUGGCAGACGAGGAAAAGUGAAUGAGGUACAAGACUGGUCUGCAGCCAGCCCUCGCUCAGCUGCUUAUGUAAUCUGGGAUAAUGGAGCUAAGAAUCUUUAUAGAGUUGGAUUUGAAGGAAUGGCAGAUUUAAAAGUAGUAAAUGAUGUAAAAGGUCAAAAUGUAUACAAAGAGCAUCUGCCUCUAUUGGGUGAGUUGGGACCUGGCAGCACUGGGCCUCAUGGCUUGCAAAUAGGAGAUCAAGUAAACAUAAAUCUGGACUUGGAGAUUGUUCAGUCCCUUCAGCUUGGCCACGGAGGUUGGAUAGACGCAAUGUUUGAAUGUCUAAGCACAACUGGCACAGUUGUGGGUAUUGAUGAGGAUCAUGACAUUGUUGUGACUUAUCCUAGUGGCCAUCGGUGGACAUUCAACCCCGCUGUCUUAACUAAGGUGUGCAGCGCAAAUAUGAGCGCCUCUACGUCCGGCGGCGGUAGUUCUAGUGGUAGCGUAUUUGCAGUGGGUGAUAUUGUACAAGUCUGUUCUGAUAAGGAACGGGUGAAAGCACUGCAACGAGGGCAUGGAGAAUGGGCCGAGACUAUGGCACCUACCCUUGGAAAAAUAGGUCGCGUACAGCAGAUUUAUCAUGACAACGACCUUAAAGUGGAAGUUUGUAAUAUGACCUGGACUUACAACCCGAAUGCAGUUACUAAACUGGUUUCAUCUGAUGGCAGCCUUCCAUAUUACUCUCCUGGCGAGCGCCUGUCCGUGCUGCUGAAGCGGCUGUUCGAGUCGCACGGCAGCGCGAACGAGGAGCUGGUGAAGGCGGCGGCGAACGGCGACGCGGCGCGCUGCGCGGACAUACUGGCGCGCGCCGACGCGCAGGCGGACGUCAACGGCGUGUACGCGGGCCACACCGCGCUGCAGGCGGCCGCGCAGAACGGGCACGUGGACGUGAUCCAGCGGCUGGUGGAGGCGGGCGCGGAGGCGGACGCGGAGGACCGCGACGGCGACCGCGCGGUGCACCACGCGGCGUUCGGCGACGAGCCGGGCGCCCUGCGCGCGCUGGCGGCCGCCGGCGCCGACCUCAACGCGCGCAACCGCCGCCGCCAGACGCCGCUGCACAUCGCCGUCAACAAGGGCCACCUGGGCGUCGUGCGCACGCUGCUGCAGCUCGCCGUGCACCCCAGCCUGCAGGAUUCCGAUGGGGAUACACCAUUGCACGAUGCAAUUUCAAAGAAACGAGAUGACAUAUUGACUUUGCUGUUGGACCACGGAGCAGAUAUGACACUCACUAACAGUAACGGCUUCAACGCGCUGCAUCACGCCGCACUUCGUGGAAAUCCAAGCGCCAUGAAGAUAAUGCUGGCCAAACUGCCUCGUCCGUGGAUAGUGGACGACGCGAAGGACGACGGUUAUACGGCUCUCCACUUGGCGGCCCUGAACAAUCACGCGGAAAUAGCUGAACUGCUGGUCCGAGGCGGCGCGAGACCGGACCUGCAGAACGCGAACCUACAAACAGCCCUCCAUCUCGCAGUGGAGAGGCAGCACACGCAAAUUGUCCGUUUGCUCAUUGCGAAUGGUGCCAACCUCAACAUUUGUGACAAGGACGGUGAUACGCCUCUUCACGAGGCCUUAAGGCAUCACACCUUGCAGCAGUUGCGACGGUUGCAGGAUGUCACAGAUUUCCCAACACUGGGCGGAAUCGCUAACGCACACGACAAAAAGUCCUCCGCCUCCAUCGCAUGCUUCCUUGCUGCUCAUGGCGCUGAUUUGACUAUCAAGAAUAAAAAAGGUCAAACACCGUUAGAUCUGUGUCCGGAUCCGAAUCUGUGCAAGACACUGACGUCAUACCGCAAGGAAGCCGGCGCGACCAGCGACGGCACGCCCGAGAGCGAGACCGGCUCCUUGAGCGCACCCGUCGCGAGCACGUCCAUAGCGCCGCACACACCGCACACGCCGCACACGACUCACACGCCGCAAACGCCUCACACGCCGCAAACGCCGCUCACGCCGCAGACGCCGCUCACGCCUGCCGCUGACGCGCCCAAACAAGACGCCGCCAGCGACGAGUGCCUCGUGUGCUCGGACGCCAAACGGGACACGCUAUUCAGACCCUGCGGUCACAUUUGCUGCUGUAACGUCUGCGCCGCAAGGGUGAAGAAAUGCCUGGAGUGCCGCGCGAGCGUGUCGUCGCGGCACCGCGUGGGCGAGUGCGUGGUGUGCUCGGAGGCGCCCGCCACCGUGGUGUUCCAGCCGUGCGGCGACGUGUGCGCGUGCGCCGCCUGCGCGCCGCUCAUGCGCAAGUGCGUCAAGUGCCGCACGCCGCUGCAGCACCAGAACGCGCAUAAGAUCGACUUGGAGAAAGAGAGCGCGAGCAACCUGGCGCUGGUGCAGGUGAACAAAGGUCAGCCGGCUCCGGCGCAGGCAGCGCCGCACCACAUGAACAACGGCAGCCGGUCCGCGGCCCCCGCGCCUACGCCCACCCCCACGCCCACUGGCAGCUCGAGCGCGCCGCAAGCCGCCGGCCACGCCGCUCAGCCACCCGCUGGCCUCGCUGCCCCGCAAGCCGGCCAAGCUGCGCCGCCAGCCGGCCACGCUGCGUCACAAACCGCUUCGCCAGCUGCGCCCUCUACAGCGGAGGUGCAGAAACUGCAACAGCAGCUCCAGGACAUUAAAGAGCAGACAAUGUGUCCCAUAUGCCUCGACCGUCUCAAGAACAUGAUAUUCCUGUGCGGGCACGGCAUGUGCCAGAUGUGCGGCGACUGCAUCACCGUGUGUCCGAUUUGCCGAAAAUUGGUCGAAAAACGCAUUCUACUGUAUUAAAGACGAGACAAAAAGUGUGCAUGCAUGAGUAAAAGUUAUCUGGGUGUUAUAAAAUCGUCAAACAUUUAUCAGCUUUUAGCGAAUUAUAAGCUGUGUGAUAUAAAAUCAAUAUUCCAUUUCCAAAGCAGCGAAAUGUUAUGUGUGUAAUACGUAGGAUGAAAUUAGGGUUGCAAAUUACAAUAUUAAAUGUUGUGGUUAUUGAAUUAAAUUAUGAAAUAUGAAUUAUUUUAUAACAAAAUAACAUGGGUUUCCGUGACACUGUAUGGUGUAAAUUAAGAAUGAAUUUAAAGAAACAAAGAUAUUUGAAAAUAUUAUUUUUAUCAUCAUCAUCAUCAUCAGAAGCAGCAGCCUAUAUACGUUCCCACUUCCAGUCAUCGGUCCUCCUAUGAAGGUUUGAGCCUCCUUCCACCACGCUGGCUAAGUGCGGGUUGGCAUAUGUCAUAGGUCGUCGAUUUUUGAUUCUUCGACAUGCCGGUUUCAUCAAGAUGUUUUCCUUCACCGUUUCGAACAGUGGUGAGUGGUAUAUUGAAAAAUUAAUUGAUUUCGUUCACGCUCGACCGGCGACUUUUCGCUUAAAGUCCAAGGUCCUAACCACAAAGCCACCGCUGCUCUAUAUAAUGAAAUAAUUAUUUAUUAUUGUUUGUGUUUUGCCAAUUAAACAAAAAGCUAUAGUUUAAGGAGUAUUAUGAUCGUUGAGAAGAUUAAAACCCUUCUAUGAGUAAAUUUCAUAAAUAAUUUGAAUUUGUUAUGAAUGUAUAGUUAUAUAAUUGAUAGAGAUAUAAUUCUUUACAAGUUAUAUGUACACAACUAUCUUUAAUUCUUAUUUAUUGAUACAUCUAUUAGGUGAAUUAUUUCUUUUACGCACUACUAUGGUAAAUAACAAAUGAAAUGGCAUACAAACUACAAACAUUUUUCCCUUCAAAUAGUUGAUAAAACAGGCUUUUACCGCCACUUUAAAAAAAAUGUCGCAUGUUUAUUUACCUCACUGAAUAGUUGCAAUUUAAUAUUUAAAUAGUGUUCAAAAUGUAAGCUGGUUCAAUUCCGUUUAUUACCUACUAUACUGAAUUUAAAAUCGUAAUUAUGUUAUCUAAACUUUUCUUCGUGUUUGAUUAUUUAACACUGCUUUAAUUAAGAAUAUUUACUUUUAAAUUUGAAUGAAAUAAAUGUUGAGUAAUUAUUAUUGUUGCAAGUGUGUUUAUUAGAUGUUACGUUGAUACUCAUUUUAGAUAGUUAAUUGGCUUGCAAUAUAGGGUACAAUAUCAAAUAAUUAAUUCCAUGCAUUUUUAUUACUUUAUAAAUUAAUUAUAUUGUCAUACCGUUUGCCUUAAAUAUAGAUGUAAUAAGUAUUAAUGUAUCCGUAUUGAAGUUUUAUAUGAACGCGAACAAAAAGUACAACUAUACGUGUACCAAUGGAUAAUAAUGGAUACGUUUUCUUUGUUUAUAAACAGUCCGAAUCUAAAUAUAAUUGUAUACAUGCGAAACUACGAGACAGACAGUUGCAGCUUUAAGAUUUUAGUAAAUAUUUUAUCUAUGAAUGUGAUCUUUAAGUGAUGUCAGAAUUAAAAUUGAAAUUAUUGCUUUUGUUCUAAUCUUCAUGGCAAUUUAAUUUUGGUGCACUUGUGAAAUAUUUCAAUAAACAUUAAUUGAUCUAUUUAUAUUUAACGUUAUUUUAAUAUAAGGCACAAAUGUUAAAUACUAAUGAAGUAUAUUAUGGUUAAUGUUAUAUUAGUAAAUUCUAUGCGCCCGCAUUCGUAUUUAAUUGCUACAGAACUCAGUUGAGAUAUUAUUGUAUAUGGCAAUUUAAAAGAUUUCAUAUCUUCAACCGUUUAACCUACGGCAAUUUCAAGGAACUAAGAAAUUCGAGUAAAAUACGAAUCCGGGAGAAUAAAUAGCUAAGAAUAAGUAAUAAAAAGGGUUUCAAAAUUAGGCCUAGUAAAUUUUAUACUGCAUUUAUCUUAUACCUAGUUGAAGUGGGC